GGAAAGUAUAUACACUAAUAAAAAAAAUAAUAAAAAAAAAAUAUAUUUUUAUAUAUAAUAAAACAAAAAUAUUAACAGAAAAAAAACAUCAUUCCAUUAUUAUAAUAGUAAAUAAAUUUAAAAUUAAGGAAAAUAACUUAUUAUUAUUUUUAAACAAAACAAAGUUAAAUAAAUAUAUACCUAAGGUAGAGAAUAAUACAGAUAUUCAAAAUAAUACUAUUUUAAAUAAAGACAAUUUAUAUAUUUUAUGUAUAGAAUAUAAUAAAUACAUUUCUUGGAUACAAAAAAUGUGCUACUUAUAUUUUCUAAUUCAAAUAAUGAGGAAGAACAAAAUGGAACAGAAUAAGAAAGGUUUAAAUAAUUAUAUUAGUAUACAAAAAAGACAAAAGGAAAAAAAAAAUAAAAUAAAUAAUAAUAAUAAUAAUAAUAAUAAUAAUAAUUUAAUUGUCAAUAUAUAUAAUAAAUCUUCAAAUGUACAUGUCAAUAUAUAUGUCAAUGUAAAUAUAAAAAAAUAUAUGGUUUUUUAUAAAAUAUGCAUAUUUAUGCUCACAUGUAUAAUAGAAACAAUAUAUAUAAAAAAUAAAUACAUUACAUAUAUAUACAAUAUAAAAAAAGAAAAUAUCACAAAUUGUGUUCUAUAUAAAUCUAUAAUAUAUAAUAAUUGUAACAAAGAAAUUCAAAAAAAAAAAAAAAAAAAAAUUUAUAUCAAUAUAAUAAAAGACAAUAAGAUAAAUCAUAUGAUAAUUCAAAAUAAAAAUAUUAUCAUAGUCAAUAAAAUAUAUACUAAUAUAUACAUAAUCAAAUACAAUAAUAUAAGCAAAAAAAUAUAUAUUAUUAUCAUUGUAAAAAAUAUAUUCUUUACGAAAAUUAUAUUCAUUAAUAUAUAUUAUAUAUGUUAUAAAAAUUAUUAUUAUAUAUAUAUUAUAAGUAUAAAUAGGAACUACUUAGACAGAAUGAAUAAAUCACUUAAAGACAAUCAUAAAUUUAGGUGUUAUCAAGAUAGGUACAUAAAAUAUGAUAUUAAAAAUAUAAAUAAAAAAAAAAAAAAAAAACAUAUAUAUCUAUAUAUUAUAUAUUUAUAUUAUUAUAUAAUAAAUCAUCUACGUUUCUUUUUAUAUAAUCAAGAUAUAAUAAAAUAUAAACAUACAUAUAUUAUAAUAACAAAUAAAAUUCAUAGACUUCUGAAUAAAGUUAUUUUCUAUAAAAGAGGAUUUAUAAAUUUUUUUUUUUCUCUAUGUAUUCAAAAUAAAAAAAAUAAAAAAAAAAAAAAAAUGAAUAUAUUCAGCAUUAGGAAAUUUGAUUAUAUACAUGAUGAUUUAUAUAAAAAAAUUAGUUAUAUGAAUUAUAAAAUAUUAAUAAAAAGAAAUAACAAAAAAAUAACAAACAUAAAAAAUAUUUGUUCAUAUAAGAAAAAGUUAACUUAUAAAAUAUUAUACAUAAAACAAAUAAAGAAAAAGCAAAAAUGUGUCAAAAAAAUAAAUACAAAUGAAAGGAACAAACAAAAAAACACUAUUCAAAAAAAAAUAAUAACAAAAAUUUUUAGUGCAAAAAAAAAAAAUAUAUAUAACCAUAUAUACACACCAAAUAUACAAUCUACUUGUAGACAAAAUAAUAUAACCAAUAAUGUAAAAAAAAAGUUGGAACAAAUAAAAAAUAUCAUUUACAUUUUUAUUACAAGAACAAAUCUUCAACAUAUUCAAAAAUGUAUAUGUUAUAAUAUUAUGAAAUAUAAUAAAUUAGGAACAAAAAAACAAAACGAAGAAGAAAAAGAAAAAGAAAAAGAAAGAAAAAAAAAAAGAAAAAGAAAAAAAAAAAGAAAAAAGAAAAAAAAAAGAAAAAGAAAAGAGAAAAUAAUGAUAAACAAAAAUAUAGACAGAAAUAUAUAUCAAAAUGUAUAUCAAAAUCUAUAUCAAAAUGUAUAUCAAAAUCUAUAUCAAAAUGUAUAUCAAGAUGUAUAUCAAAAUGUAUAUCAAAAUGUAUAUCAAGAUGUAUAUCAAAAUGUAUAUCAAAAUGUAUAUCAAAAUGUUUAUCAAGAUGUGUGUCAAAAUAUAUAUCAAUAUGUUUAUCAAGAUGUUUGUCAAUAUGCUUGUCAAAAUAUUAAAAAGAUCAAAAAGCACAUCAAUAAAGUUAUAAAUAAGACAAUAAAAAAAAGGAUUAAAAAAAUAAUAAAUAAAAGUAUACAUAACCAGUUCAAUAAAAGAAUUAAAAAGAUCGUCAACAAAAUAAUAAACAAUAUAACAAAUAAGACAAUAAAUAAAACUGUACAUAAAAAUAUAAAUAAUAUAUUACAUAAAAACAUAAAGAACAAAAUUAUAAACAAUAUAACAAAUAAGACAAUAAAUAAAACUGUACAUAAAAAUAUAAAUAAUAAUAUAUUAUAUAAACAUAUAAACAAUAGAAACAACCAAAUCAUAAAUAAUCAUGUGAAUAAAACAACAAACAAAAUAAUCAAUCAAAAUAUAAUAAAAGAAACAACAACAAAAAUAACAAACCCUACAACAUAUGAACACAUAAAACAUGAUAUUUGUAUAAUAAAAAAACUAUUAAAAAAAAUUAUGAAAAAAAUGAAAAAAAAGAAAAGCAAAUGUAAUAAAUGUAAUAAAUAUCAUAUAAAAAACAAAAAUGUAAUAAAACCAAAGGUACAUAAAACAAAUCCACCAACGGACAACUUAAUAAAUACACAUUCGAGAUAUGAAAAAAUACCAAAAAUGAAUCAGACAUAUAAUAAUUUAAAUAUAUUCAUAAAUAUAAAUAAUGCUCUAAAUAAAAAUCUAAUAAAUACUCCUAAUCUUCAAAAAACAAAAUUAAGAGAAAAGGAAUAUACAAAAAAUAUCAUAGAAAAAAAAAAAAAUAAGAACAAUUAUAAAUGUAAAAACGAAAUAUUAAAUAUUGCAGACAAAAGAAAAAAAAAAAAGAAAAAAAUUUUCAAUCAUAUAAUAACAAAAUCAAACUUAAAAGAAAAGAAAAAUCAAAAAAAUAUAUAUCAAAACAAACUUCCUGUUGAAAAAUUAAGUAUAAUCAAAAAUAAAUACACAAAGGAUAUAAUUGUAAACAAAUAUAAUAUACAACAAGGCGAACAAUUAUAUAAUACCUUAAAAAGGAUUCUUUUCAACAAAAAUUUUAAUAAUAAUAAUAAUAAUAAUAAUAAUAAUAAUUUUAAAAUAUUGAAAAAAACAAAUGAGGACGAAACUAACAGAAUCACAAUUAUAGAUAAGCAGAAAAGAAAAAACAAACUUCACUUCAAAAUAGAAAAAUAUAACAAAAUGAUAAAAUAUAGAUGUCAGCACAAUUUAUUUUUAAGAAUAAAUAAGAAACAUACGAUAAUAAGAAAUAAAAAAUUAAAUUUUUCAUCCUUAAAAAAAAAACAUAGCAAUAAUAUACAAAACAUACAAAGUCAUAAUAUGAAGGUAAAAGAGAAUAAAAAAAGAAUAAAAAAUAUAUUUCUCAAGGAAUAUAAGAAAUAUAUCAAAAAAAUAAAUAAAAAUAAAAAGAAUUCCAAAAAUGAUCUAUCCAAAUUAAAGCACCUAAAAAUCUUUAAAAAAAAGGAAAAAUUCAAUAAUAUAAUUAAGGAUAUCUUAACACAUGAAAAAAAUAUUAAAAAAAAAAUAAAAGAAAUAUUAAACAAAGAGAUUGUACAUAAAAUGGUACAUAAUCGUAUAAAAAAAAAUAAUAAUGAAAAAAAAAAGAUUAAUAAAUAUAUAUAUCCUAAUUUACACAAUCAUCAUAUACACACAAAUUGUUAUGACCAAAACAUAAAUCUUAUAAAUAACAAUAAUAAUAAUAAUAACAUGUGUGUAACACAAAAACACAACUAUCAAAAUAACCAUCCAAACAAACACAUACAUACAAACGAAAAAAUUAAUAAAUUUAGGAAUACUAAAAGAGUUACACUAAAUCCUAAUUUGGCAAAAAAAAGAGCAUUUUUUAAUGCUACCGAAAAAAAAAUAUAUAUUAAUGACGAUGUAACCGAGGAUUUCUUAGCUCAUGUUGAUGACUAUGCAAGUACAAUAAUAGUUGAGGGAAAAGAAAAAAAAUAUAAAUUUGAUCAUUUAUCUAGAGAUGCAGAUGAUAUAUCCAAUUUUUUUAGUUUAUCUUAA
This is a messenger RNA of Plasmodium reichenowi, 4097 nucleotides long. RefSeq lists its product as hypothetical. The annotation marks the transcript as partial. Lineage: Eukaryota; Apicomplexa; Aconoidasida; Haemosporida; Plasmodiidae. The transcript has a single exon. The record is from RefSeq and is a predicted model, not a curated record.